GUUGGACGAGUUAGGGUGUUGCUGCUGCUGCUUCUGAGGCCCUGGCCAAUGGAACCCGAUCCACCCCGCUGUGCGUAAGCGCGCAAUUAAGGAUUUAACCAAGGCUGUGCUGCGCCUCAGCCAGCAGUCCGCCUGCUGGAGACAGAGCUUCCACGACUCCCCGCCUCCUCCUCGCCGCCGCCGCCGCCGCCUCCUUCUCCUCCUCUUCCUCCUCCUCCCUCGCUCCCACAGUCAUGUCUGCUUAGACCGGAGCAGCCCCACAGCCAAGUCCGGCAGCAGUCUCCGCCACAGCAGCAGGGACAGCCGCGUCCGCCGUGAGCGAUGACAGGCGUGUUUGACAGAAGGGUCUCCAGCAUCCGAUCCGGCGACUUCCAAGCUCCGUUCCAGACGUCGGCGGCCAUGCACCACCCGUCUCAGGAAUCGCCAACUUUGCCCGAGUCGUCCGCCACCGAUUCCGACUACUACAGUCCCCCGGGGGGAGCCCCGCACGGCUACUGCUCUCCUACCUCGGCUUCCUACGGCAAAGCGCUCAACGCCUACCAGUAUCAGUACCACGGCGUGAACGGCUCGGCCGGGAGCUACCCCGCCAAAACUUACGCCGACUACAGCUACGCCAGUCCCUACCACCAGUACGGCGGAGCCUACAACCGCGUCCCGAGUGCCAGCAGCCAGCCAGAAAAAGAAGUGGCGGAGCCCGAGGUGAGGAUGGUGAAUGGCAAACCAAAGAAAGUUCGUAAACCCAGGACUAUUUAUUCCAGCUUUCAGCUGGCCGCAUUACAGAGAAGGUUUCAGAAGACUCAGUACCUCGCCCUGCCGGAACGCGCCGAGCUGGCGGCCUCGCUGGGACUGACGCAGACACAGGUGAAAAUUUGGUUUCAGAACAAAAGAUCCAAGAUCAAGAAGAUCAUGAAAAACGGGGACAUGCCCCCGGAGCACAGCCCCAGCUCCAGCGACCCGAUGGCGUGUAACUCCCCGCAGUCUCCAGCCGUGUGGGAGCCCCAGGGGCCCUCCCGCUCCCUCAGCCAUCACGCUCACGCCCACCCUCCGACCUCCAGCCAGUCCCCUGCGUCCAGCUACCUGGAGAACUCGGCUUCCUGGUACCCAAGCGCAGCCACCUCGGUCACUUCCCACCUGGCGCCGCCCGGCUCCUUACAGCACCCGCUGGCCCUGGCCUCGGGGACGCUCUAUUAGAUGGGCUCUUGCCCUCUUGCUCGCCUUUUUGGGACUACAGUGUUUUGCUGUUUAAGAAAAAUCAUAAAAGAAAGGAUUCAU
Molecule: messenger RNA, 1272 nt
Organism: Octodon degus (degu)
Lineage: Eukaryota; Metazoa; Chordata; Mammalia; Rodentia; Octodontidae
Gene: Dlx5
Product: distal-less homeobox 5
Exons: 3
Coding region: 322-1191 (289 amino acids)
Biological process (GO): anatomical structure formation involved in morphogenesis; embryo development; cell differentiation
Molecular function (GO): DNA-binding transcription factor activity, RNA polymerase II-specific; RNA polymerase II cis-regulatory region sequence-specific DNA binding
Source: RefSeq, a predicted model, not a curated record